ACGCGCCGUCACUUCUGCCUGCCGCCUGUAGGGGGCGUAGAGCUCGGUGGUCCGGUGACACAGCCGAGCAUGCGCAGGGCGAUGUCACCUGUCCGUGCUUCAGCAUCCAGCUGCCGCAGAAUCCCCCGGACCCGAACCUGAGGCGUCGUUGGGUCGGUCUCGAUGUAGAUCUGAGCCGGAUCGGGCCGGUCUAGUCUGUCCCGGGAGCAUCAUGGCGGCGGAGGCCAUCCCGUCGUCCGUCCUGAGGGAGUUCUGCCCGCUCUACUACCUGCUGAACGCCAUCCCGGCGAAGGUGCAGCGCGGCUUCAGGUCGGUCCUGGUUUACCUGACGGCGCUGGACUGCAGCGGGGACUUCCUGGCUGUGGGCAGCAGCAUCGGGAUGCUGUACCUGUACUGCCGCCGCCAGGAGCACAUGAACAAGUACAACCUGGAGGGAAAGUGUGAUGCCAUCACAGCCGUGAAACUGCUCAGCUGCUUUGAUGACCUGGUUGCCGUGGGAACAGCUUCAGGUCGGGUAGCUGUCUUCCAGCUGGUUUCUCCGCUUCCCGGUCGCAACAAACAGCUCAGGCGUUUCGACGUCGUCGGGUUGCACAAAGGCACCGUCACGUGUUUGACGUGGAGCACCAACGGGAUGAAGCUCUUCUCUGGAGAUGAUAAGGGACGCGUGGUGUUCUCUGCUCUGGACCUGGACCAGGGGGUGUGCAAGCCCGAGCUGCUGCUGGAGGAGCCCUCCGGCGUGGUUCAGAUUGAGUACCGGCACCAGAUGCUGCUGGUCUCCACCCAGCACAGGUCUCUGCUUUACUGCACGCAGACGCAGGAAGUCCUGCAGCUGGGCACCAAGCCCCGCAAGAGCAGCGGCAGGUUUGGCGCCUGCUUCCUGCCGUCUCUCUGCAAACAGAGCGAUCUUCAGGUGUACGCCGCCCGGCCCGGCCUGCGACUGUGGCGCUCCGACGUCAGAGGGAAGGUGGAAGACACCCGGCUGCUCAAACCGCUCUUCAACACACAGGUACCUCAGUUUGAGCUCUUUCCUCGGCCCGAUCCCGUGGGGGCGUACCGCCCAGCCGACCGGCAGCUUGGCCUCCUCAGCUGCUUCCUCAAGGAGGGAUGGAUCCUCAGCUGGAACGAGUACAGCAUCUACGUCUUUGACUGCAUCAAUGAGGUGAUUGUGGGCGCCCUGGAGAGCAGCGGGGACAUCGUGUCUGUGUCGUCCUGCGACAAUGAGAUCUUUGUCCUGAAGGGAGACCGAGACGUCCUUCGCCUCUCCACCUGCCCUGAGGGGAUGACCUCCAGCGUGUCUGAGCUGUCAGCCCGCCUCUUCUCACCUCUGACCACGCCCACCAUCCUGCAGCCCACAGGAUCAGUGGAGACGGCUCAGCCAAUCAGAACCAUGGCCAUCAUUGUUGAAGGAGGUCCUACAGAGGAGCCAGGAGAGGGAGGGCAGCCUUGGGAGGAGGCCGAGGAGCAGGAGGAGGUGCAGGUGUCCGACCUCUGCCAGCCUCCGGACUCCCGCUGUCGCAGCAGCUCAGUCACCUCCUGGGACAGUCUCCAUGGCGACUCCCAAACCGGGUCUUCCAGCGAGGUGAGCUCCAGGCGGUACAGCGCCCCCCUGGGUCAGGAGGAGAUGCAGCAGGAGCUGGUGGUGAAGGCCAUCAGAGUGAAGAGGAGGAGGAGACGGCAAGACAGCAGCGGCGGGAACCGCCUCUCGGAGAGCAGCUGCUCCGACUCCAUGUUCGGCCAGAACGGCAGCUGCAGCGACGGUGGCACUGAAACUCCUCUGAGCGACCGGGCCUCCCUCGCUGGCGCCGAGCUGCAGAACCAGAACGCUCCAGAACAAGAUGACGAGCAGGACCUGCAGCACAUGGAGGAGUCCAUGUUCUCCUCCAGCUCCGCGCUCCUCCCCGGUUUGGAGCUGGACCCCGGGAAGUCCUCCGGUCCGAGCUCGUACACAGACGUCCUGCCCACUCCAGACGUAGACCUGCUGCUGGACUGCACCUUCUCAUACAUGCAGCGCUCCGAAGAGGAGGCGGCGCCGGAGCGGCCUGUGGAGGAGGAGGAGUUUCAGAGCCCUCUGACUGAAACGAAGCAGGAGGACAGUCCGCCGGCGCCGCCCACGGCUCCAGCAGACCAGAUGUUUUACUCCACCGUGUCGACUCUGGACAGAAGGUCCAGCGGGUCGAGUGACGAUGAGGCAGACAUCUACAGCCUUCCACCUUCAGCCAGCAGGGAUGGCCACACCUGUUCCUCCAGGAGAGCCGAGGAAAGGACAGACGGACAGUCGGAGCAGGACGUCCUGGACAGAGACCGGCACCGCAAAGACCAGCUGGCAGAAAGCUGGAUGGGGUACUCGGGACCGGGGUGUGGGAUCCUCAGCCUGCAGGUGACUGACAGGUAUGUUUGGUGUCUGGAUUUCAAAGGAGGACUGUUUUGUAGUCCUCUGCCUGAAACUGGACUCAGCUGGCAGCGCUUCGAGGACAAUGUCCACCAGGUGGCGCUGUCUCCUUCAGGUAACCUGCUGUGGAAGGUGGAGCAGAAGACCAUGACCUCCUUUGCUUGUGCCAAAGUUUCUGGCAAAGGGAAACGGCACUGGUACAAAGCCGCCGAGCAAACGGCCUUCGUCGCCCUGAGUGACGACUCCGCCUGGAUCAUCCAGACCAACGGGGAUCUCUACCUGCAGACAGGUCUCAGCAUGGAGCGCCCCUGCGCUCGCUCAGUGAAGGUGGAAACCCCGUGCGUGUUCAGCCAGGUGUGCGUGAGGGCAGGUGUGGUCUGGGCCCUGACCGAACACAAGGCGCUGUUCUACAGAGAGGGCAUAAGCAGCUUCUGCAGCGAGGGGGAGGGCUGGAAGUGCGACACCGUCAGCGAGGCUCAAGGUCUGGAGCUCAUGUGUGUCGCUCUGGGGGACGGAGGGACGGCGUGGGCGCUGGACGCCAGCGGCAGCCUCUGGUUUCGAACCGGCAUCUGUUUGUCGAGACCACAGGGAUCAGAUGACCACUGGUGGCAGAUCAGCAUCUCCGACUACGUGGUCUUCGAUCAGGGCAGCAUCUUCCAGACUCUGCUGCAGGCCACGCAAAGCGUUGCCACGGUGACCAGGGCCCCGGUGGAGCGGGUGGUGGCCUUCCUGUCCCAGUACUCGCAGUGCCAGCCCAGCCUGGUGAGCGCCAGCGACAGCGGAGUGUGGGUGGCGUCUGGACGGAAUCAGCUGCACGUGGCCCGCGGCAGCCUUGUGGGAACCUUCUGGCAGAAUGUGGUUCCUAGAGGGACCGUGUCGGCGACCCGGUGGACCUUCAUCACAUCCUCAUCAGUGCCUCACAAAGAAGGUACGUUCCUGUGGUUGGCUCAGAGCAGGAAGGAUCUGUUCUGUGUGUGGGACCAGGACGGGGAGCUCCGCCCAUCCUCCGUCUCUCUGCCGCCUGAGGUGGAGCUGGCUUACCUGUCGGCCUGUCGCGACGCUCUGUGGGGUCUGGACAGCCACGGCCGUGUCAGCAUCCGAACGCUGUCCCCGUCCUGUCCCGCUGGUCUGCACUGGACCCGUCUGGACCUCAGCCAGCUCGGAGAUGUCCGCCUGGUGAGCGUGAGCUGUGGCAGUCAGAACGUCUGGGCCGUGGACAACCGGGGAUUGGUUUACUUUCGGGUCGGAACCCAGCCACUGAAUCCCAGUAUGAUGCUUCCGGCCUGGAUCCACAUAGAGCCUCCUGAGCAGCCAAUCGGAGUGCACCUCGUCAACAUUCAGACGAGUCCUAACGACCGUCUGCUCUGGGCCGUCGACAACAGGGGGGGCGUCUUUGUCCGGACGGGGCUCAGUGACGAGAUGCCUGUUGGGACAGACUGGGAACUGGUACCAGGACUGGCUGUCAGACAGUUGGAGCUCAGCUGUCGGACCGCCUGGGUUCGGUGUGUAAACGGGGAUCUGGCUCGGCGUUACGGAAUAUCCGACAGAAACCCCGCUGGAGACUACUGGAAGAAGGUUCCAGGCAGUGCCAACUGGUUUACAGUCACUCCAGAGGACGAGCUGUGGGCGGUCACCCCCAUUGGUGGACUGUCUCGCAGAUUGACGAAGCUCCUCCCACAGGCACCCAGUAAACCCGCCUCCUGUGGCCCCGCCCCUGGAGGGGAGGAUGUGGAGGAUGAAUGGGAGCUCAUCUGACAUAACUCACCUACCUGGACUCACCUGGAGAGGCGAC
Molecule: messenger RNA, 4181 nt
Organism: Oryzias melastigma (Indian medaka)
Lineage: Eukaryota; Metazoa; Chordata; Actinopteri; Beloniformes; Adrianichthyidae
Gene: tecpr2
Product: tectonin beta-propeller repeat containing 2
Exons: 27
Coding region: 212-4144 (1310 amino acids)
Molecular function (GO): protein binding
Source: RefSeq, a predicted model, not a curated record